GAGAGUCGGGGCUGGGAUUUCACAGGGCAAGCCCAGCGGUUGCAGCUGCAGCAGAUCCCGAGGCUCUCUGCCCGUGGCGCACCCGGGCAGCCCAGAGCCGGCAGCGGCUCCGCAAAGUCGCGGAGCAAGGGAGGCCGAGCGCCCGCAAAGUGGUGGGGCUCCGGGCUGGAAGAGGCGUGCCUGCGGAGCCUGGAUCCCGGCGCCCUUUCGCCUCGAGUGCAGCGUCCGGUUGGCGGUGCAGCCGCCCUGGAAAGAGCAGUCAAAUUGUAGCCUCCCCAAAGAAGCCUAGUUACGCAGGCGAGCCGGCUCCCCAAGCGUGCUUAUAGUGGUGCCGCAGAGCCCUCCCAGGCCAGCGGGCUAAGGCUGGGAGCGGGGCGCCGUCCCAGAGGCAGUGAACCCCCGGCAGCUGUUUGCUCCGCUAGUGCUCUCGGGUGCGGAGAGGGGGCGUGCGAAGCUCCAACAGCCCGCUCGCUCAGAACCCGUGCCCGAUCGGGGUGCCCCCUCCGUCCCACUCUGGGAGCAAUGCCCCCCGCCCCUCGUGCCCCCAGGGAACGAGGCGAGCAUGGAGAAGUCGAGUAGCGAGGAUUCUUCGAUCCACCGGAGUCCAUCUUUGGACAGCAAGGACUCGGACUUUGCCAAGCCGUCCACCUCUGGCCGCCCGUUCGGCCGCGGCUUCACGGCUGGCGCCUUCUACGGCACCGCGGGUUCGCGGGGUCAGAGCCGCACGGAGGCCGGCAUUAAGACUGACAAGUACAAUGCGCCCAAAGGCAGCAAGUACGUGGUGUUUUACCUGGACCUGUCCUUUGUGUUCCUCCUAGAAUUUAAGAAGUGCAACAUGGCCAGGGGCUGUCUCUGCUGCUUGAAGUACAUGAUGUUCCUCUUCAAUUUGAUAUUCUGGCUCUGUGGCUGUGGGCUGCUUGGAGUGGGCAUCUGGCUCUCUGUGUCCCAAGGCAACUUUGCCACCUUCUCCCCCAGCUUUCCCUCGCUGUCUGCAGCCAACCUUGUCAUCGCCAUAGGCACCAUCGUCAUGGUGACGGGUUUCCUGGGCUGCCUGGGGGCCAUCAAGGAAAACAAGUGUUUGCUCCUCAGCUUCUUCAUUGUCUUGUUGAUCAUCCUGCUGGCAGAGUUGAUUCUGCUCAUCCUCUUCUUCGUCUACAUGGACAAGGUGAACGAGAAUGCCAAGCAGGACCUGAAAGAGGGGCUAAGGCUGUACAACACCGAGAACAACGUGGGGCUCAAGAAUGCCUGGAAUAUCAUCCAGGCUGAGAUGCGGUGCUGUGGGGUCACUGACUACACAGACUGGUACCCAGUGCUCGGGGAGAACACAGUUCCUGAUCGAUGCUGCAUGGAGAAUUCCCAGGGCUGUGGGCGCAACAGCACCACUCCCUUGUGGAAAACGGGCUGCUACGAGAAAGUGAAGCUGUGGUUUGAUGACAACAAACACGUGCUGGGCACCGUAGGCAUGUGCAUCCUUAUCAUGCAGAUCCUAGGAAUGGCCUUUUCCAUGACUCUGUUCCAGCACAUCCACCGGACGGGUAAAAAGUACGAUGCCUGAGUGUUUGGCAGCGCCUGGCUCCACCCGGACACUGUAUGUGCCAGGGAAGAGGACCUGAGUUGUGUCUCCUGCCUGCUCUCCGAUGGCCACCCUGCACCACCUGCCAGCCUGCACUCUCCUGCCCACAUCCUUGGCCUUAGACCUCAUGGAGGGCAGAGGCCCAGGGAGGAGGCAUUGUGCAGAGACCUCAGGGCUUGGGCGCCUGGAUUCCUGCACCUGCAUACUUGCCAAAGAUGCCAGGGUGGGCAGGGUGUCAACGAGGAAGCCCCGACGAUGGGUUUCUGCCCCUGGCCUUCCUCACAUUGACACUUGUUCCUGUGUGGGGUGGAGAGUCUGCCCCAGGGAGGCCACUGCCAUCCGUGGCUGCCCAGCCAGAGAGUCUGCCAGGGUGCAGUGUGGCACCGCCAGGUCAGGCCCCCUGAAGCACCCUGCCCGGGUUUUUAUACUAUAGUGUAACUUUUUUUUAUUUUACUCUGAUUAUGAUUAUUCAGGAAUAUUAUCUCUCAGAUAAGUUUAGGGUUAGCUUUCUGAUUUAUAACUUUUUACUGUGUUGAUUUCCA
This is a messenger RNA of Arvicanthis niloticus (Nile rat), 2115 nucleotides long. It is a transcript of the gene Tspan9, whose product is annotated as tetraspanin 9. The record is from RefSeq and is a predicted model, not a curated record. NCBI's taxonomy places the organism in Eukaryota, Metazoa, Chordata, Mammalia, Rodentia, Muridae. Gene Ontology annotation, cellular component: plasma membrane.